Messenger RNA from Pelobates cultripes (western spadefoot toad), 369 nucleotides. NCBI's taxonomy places the organism in Eukaryota, Metazoa, Chordata, Amphibia, Anura, Pelobatidae. The record is from the annotation of a GenBank genome assembly.
AUGAAGGACGUUGUCGAUCCACAACUACGAGACGAACAAGCAGACUUCCGGCAGAAUAAAUCAUGCAUGGACCAGAUUGCAACGCUGCGCAUCAUAGUCGAGCAGUACUUGGAGUGGAACUCAUCACUGUACAUUAACCUGGUCAUCUAUGAGAAGGCGUUUGACAGUGUGGAUCGAGCGGUCCUAUGGAAGCUCCUCUGGCAUUAUGGCAUCCCAGCCAAGGUGGUCCACCUGAUCAAGAGCUCAUACAAGGGAAUGGCCUGCGGAGUGAUCCAGGGAGGACAGCUUAUCAACAGCUUCCAGGUGAAGACUGGAGUCCGACAAGGAUGCUUGUUAUCCCCGUUCCUCUUCCUCAUCACCAUCAACUGA